AUGGCAAUGCACGUGCUCACCCGUGUCGGAGUCGCCACCUGGUCGGACUGCCCCGAGGAUGCCGCGUUACUGCAGGCCGAGCUGCUGGAGCGCCUGGAGACCGGUAGGGACAACGACAACGACCUCAUGGCUCGUGCUCAUCGCAAGGCUGCGAUGGCGAACAGGCUCCCGCCAAGGUGCGCGGCAGGAGUGAACCAGGAGGCGCUGCAGUGCCCGAUAGAGCUGAUGACGGUGGCCAUCGCCCAGAUGUAUGAUCGUGUUGGAGCUGAUGACGUUCAGGUGACGCGCAUAUGGUGGUAUGCAACAGACAGAGCGUUCAUUAAGAAGUGGAUCAAGAGCGGGUGCUGGACGUGCCCCGUCACCGUCGAGAGGCUCUGCAGCGCCGAUCUCGUGACGAACGUCGUGGCGCGUGGGGUCAUCUCGAGCAGCUCCUCAGCCGGGGUGUCUUGCUCCACGAGUCCAGUAGCAAGCACUAGCCACCGGUGCGCGGUCGACAUGACUGCCACGCCGUUCGGCAUGGCCGCGGCGUUCCUAAUGGCGAGGCUACCUAGCGGAGUAGAAGAAGAUGACAACAACGCCGUGAACGUGGAGGCCAGGCGGCGGGCGCUGGUGGAAGCUGGCGGGUUGGGCUUCAUCAUCGACGCCGUGAACGUGGCCGUCAAGGUCGAGGAGAUGUCGGUGCUCAUCGUCACCAGCGUGGGCGACAUCGAGGUGGAUCUCCACACCGACCGGUGCCCCCUCACCACCAAGAACUUCCUCAAGCUCUGCAAAAUGAAGUACUACAAUGGGUGUCUGUUCCACAAGGUGGAGAAGGAUUUCUUGGCGCAAACUGGCGAUCCAACUGGAACUGGCACCGGUGGUGAUUCUGUAUACAAAUUUCUGUAUGGUGAUCAAGCUCGAUUUUUUGAUGAUGAGAUCCGCCCUGAGUUAAGGCAUUCAAAAACUGGAACUGUUGCUAUGGCCAGUGCUGGUGAAAACUGCAAUGCCUCGCAGUUUUACAUUACCUUGCGGGAUGACGUGGAUUACCUUGAUGAUAAACACACUGUGUUUGGGAUGAUUGCCGAAGGUUUGGAUACGCUGACAAAAAUAAAUGAAGCUUAUGUUGAUGAUAAAGGAAGACCAUUCAAGGACAUAAGAAUUAAGCAUACUUAUGUCUUGGAUGAUCCUUUCGAUGAUCCUCCUCAGCUUGCUGAACUUAUUCCUGAGAAUUCUCCUACAGGAAAGCCACGUGAUGAGGUUGCAGAAGAGCGUUUAGAGGAUACUUGGGUUCCUUUGGACCAAACAGUGGCCCCUGAACAACUUGAGGAGAUGAUCCGCUCUAAAGAGGCACACACAAAUGCAGUAAUACUUGAGAGUUUGGCAGAUAUUCCAGAUGCUGAGAUUAAACCUCCAGAAAAUGUCUUAUUUGUUUGUAAACUCAACCCAGUAACACAGGAUGAAGAUUUAUACACAAUCUUUUCUCGUUUUGGAACUGUGACAUCUGCUGAAAUAAUUCGUGACUACAAGACUGGAGAUAGUUUAUGCUAUGCUUUUAUUGAAUUCGAUACAAAGGAGGCUUGUGAGCGUGCAUAUUUCAAGAUGGACAAUUGUCUGAUUGAUGACCGAAGGAUCCAUGUUGAUUUUAGUCAGAGUGUUUCGAAGCUGUGGGGUCAGUUCAGACAAAGCAAAAGAAAUGCAAAGAAAGAUGGGUGUUUUAAGUGUGGCGCCCCUGAUCACCUAGCCAGAGACUGCGAUCAAGAUGGUGAGCAGAAAAACAAAGGCCCAAAUUAUGUUCUAAAAGAUGAAAACACACAGCGUGGUGGAAAUCACCGUCGAAGCUAUGAUCUAGUCUUUGACGAAGAUGAAGCUGAUUAUUCUGAUAAGAGAGAUCAUGAAAAUGGCCACAGAAGAAAGAAUCGAAGAAUAGAUGAUCGAAAAUCAGAGUUGCCACCUCGUGGUGAUCAUGAUAGAAAUAGCCAUGAGAGAACGCACAGUGAUGAGAAAGGAAGCAGGCAUGGGAAAGAUGAUAGGAACCGAGGGAGUUGGAAACAUGAUGACUACCACAGUUACAGUAGAUCCGGUGAUCGAAGCUCUGGUAGAUAUGAUGAUCGUGAUUAUAGCAAGCACUCUAAUAGAAGCAGAAGUGGGGAGGAAGAGGAAGGCUACAGACAAAGGGAUAAAUCUGAUGCCGAGUGGCGCCAUAGAGAUGACGGCUACGAGAAGAGCAAUCGCCACCGGAGAGAUGAAGAUGACCACAGGAAAAGGAGCCCAGAUAGUAGACAUAGAAGAGAAGAUGGAGGACACCAUGUGAAGAACCAGCAGUCUGAUGAUAGGUCCUACAAGGAGAGAAGUCACAGAGAUGGUAGAUAA
Messenger RNA from Miscanthus lutarioriparius, 2349 nucleotides. Lineage: Eukaryota; Viridiplantae; Streptophyta; Magnoliopsida; Poales; Poaceae. The record is from the annotation of a GenBank genome assembly.